This is a messenger RNA of Penicillium brasilianum, 1078 nucleotides long. The record is from the annotation of a GenBank genome assembly. NCBI's taxonomy places the organism in Eukaryota, Fungi, Ascomycota, Eurotiomycetes, Eurotiales, Aspergillaceae.
CAGGGUCGGCUUGUGGUCUCGUUGCUUUAUUUCUCCUCUCCAUCCCACCACCCUCCCUCAAAGCUUUUUAAACCCAUUCUCUCUCCCAACCUCUCAAUUACUACACCACCAAUAUCCGAAGACAACGUCUCCACCCCAUCCAUCAACAUGCCUAUUCCAGUUCCGCAGUCCGAUAGUCUGAAGGACCUCUUGAGCCUUAAGGGCAAGGUCGUGGUUGUCACCGGUGCCUCGGGCCCCCGUGGCAUGGGCAUUGAGGCCGCUCGUGGCUGCGCCGAGAUGGGCGCCGACCUGGCCAUCACCUACUCGUCCCGACCAGAGGGCGGCGAAAAGAAUGCCAAGGAGCUGCAGGAGAAGUACGGUGUCAAGGUCAAGGCCUACAAGUGUGACGUGGGCAGCUGGGAGAGCGUCCAGGACUUGGUCAAGAACGUCAUCAAGGAAUUCGGCAAGAUCGAUGCUUUCAUCGCCAACGCCGGUCGUACUGCCAGCAGCGGCAUUCUCGACGGCGCCGUGAAGGACUGGGAAGAGGUCAUUCAAACCGAUUUGACGGGUACCUUCCACUGUGCCAAGGCUGUCGGUGCUCACUUCAAGGAGCGUGGCACGGGUAGCUUCGUCAUCACAUCCUCCAUGUCUGGCCACAUCGCCAACUUCCCCCAGGAGCAGACCUCCUACAACGUCGCCAAGGCCGGCUGUAUCCACAUGGCUCGGUCGCUUGCUAACGAGUGGCGCGACUUUGCCCGUGUGAACAGCAUUUCCCCCGGAUACAUUGACACCGGUCUGUCCGACUUCGUCGACAAGCAGACUCAGGACUUGUGGCUCUCGAUGAUUCCCAUGGGCCGCAAUGGUCAGGCCAAGGAGCUGAAGGGUGCUUACGUCUACCUGGUCAGCGAUGCUAGCACCUACAUGACCGGCAAUGAUUUGCUCAUUGACGGCGGAUACUGCGUGCGGUAAAUGCGUCCUGUACAUAAUGAUUUCUUGCGAAGGGAUAACUUCAUGGUUACGUUUAAUCUGAUCCGGGAGACCUCGAUGGUCCUUACCCGCUAACGAAUUAAGAGACAAUUGAAUGAAAAAGUUCGGUAUG